AUGAAUUCCGAGACAGAAAUUUACUUUGAUACAGAGCUUGGCAUGGAGCAAGAAAAGAGAUUGCGCACAAGAGGAGUAGGGAAGCGUGGAGCAUGGAGCACAGCUAGAAAAAUAAUGGUUACUGAAGUAUGCCUGUUGGCAUUAACAUGUGUGUCAAUGACAGUGCUAUUUCCAAAUCUCACCGGCGUAAGCCGUGCUGAUGCAAACAAUGGCUAUUCAGAUGUUCCUGAUUAUCUUGAUGGCUAUAUGGACGGUUCGAUUUUGAAUAAUAAGGCACACUUUGCGGAGGAAAUAGCCUUCUAUCAUAUGUAUACUAAGUGCAUGUCUAAUCUCGCAGAUACCUAUGAUAAGGUCAAUCAUUUUCUAAGGACUAAUAAGGGUGACAUUACUACGCUUGUUGGAGAUGAGAAAUGGAAGGAGAUCGUCGCUACCGUAAAAACUACAAAGAAAAACGUGCUACAGUUAAUUCAGGACGAGGGCAAGAGCAUCGAGUCGACUACAUUUGACAUGUGGAAGGUGCUUUACGAAUUCAAGGAUG
Messenger RNA from Vittaforma corneae ATCC 50505, 538 nucleotides. RefSeq lists its product as uncharacterized. The annotation marks the transcript as partial. The transcript has a single exon. The record is from RefSeq and is a predicted model, not a curated record. Lineage: Eukaryota; Fungi; Microsporidia; Nosematidae.